AUGGAUCGAAGUUGGAUUUCAACAAAAAUUCCGAGUGACCCAGAAUAUCAAGCAGGUGUAAGGGAAUUCAUUAAGUUUGCUGUUAAGAAUGGUGGAGGCCGCUCCAAGCUACGUUGUCCUUGUAUCAUGUGCCAUAAUUUCUUGCAUAAGAGACCCGGAGAAAUUCUUAAUCAUUUAUCUAAAUGGGAAUUUGAUAAAACAUAUACAUGUUGGAUUUGGCACGGCGAAUGCAGGGACGAAACAACGGUCGGUAACUCUGAGGCUAAUGUUUGUGAAGGUCAUAAUACGAAUGAGGGAGAUAGGUUAGAGGAAAUGCUUCAUCAAGUUGAGGAAGCUUUUGAUGAAGACCCUUUCACAUUUGAGAGCUUGCUAAAUGACUCCGAAAAGCCUCUCUAUGAAGGCUGCACUAAGUAUACAAGGUUGUCUGCAAUAAUAAGGUUGUAUAACGUGAAGGCGAGCCAGGGUUUGACUGAUAUAGACUUUAAUUUGAUACUGGAAGUGUUCAAAGAUAUGCUUCCAGAUGAUAAUGUCCUUCCAAGUCGUACAUAUGAGGCAAAAAAGACAUUAAGCCUUAUGGGUUUACCUUAUGAGAAAAUUCAUGCUUGCCCUAACGAUUGCAUGUUGUAUAGAAAUCAAAAUGAGUCAUUAGAGAGUUGCUCAGUUUGUAAUGCCUCGAGGUACAAGAAAGAGGAAGGACGAGUCCCUGCUAAGGUAUUAUGGUAUUUUCCAAUAAUACCGAGGUUUAAAAGGCUAUUUUCUAAUGCGAGAGAUGCCGAGAAGUUGACAUGGCAUUUUGAUAGUCGAGAAGAUGAUGGAUUUCUUAGGCACCCCGCUGACUCACCACAAUGGAGGUUUAUUGAUGGGAAAUUCCCCGAGUUUGCCAAAGAAAAGCGUAAUCUACGCCUUGCUUUGUCUACUGAUGGGUUCAAUCCAUUUGGCUCCUUGAGUAGCACUUAUAGUACUUGGCCUGUUGUUUUGAUUACCUACAACUUAUCUCCCACACUUUGCAUGAAAAGAAGGUAUAUGAUGUUAUCAUUGCUAAUUUCUGGUCCAAGACAGCCUGGUAAUGACAUCGACGUGUAUUUGGCUCCUCUGAUCGACGAUUUGAAGAUGCUUUGGGAAACAGGUGUAGAAGUGUUUGAUGCAUAUCGAAAUGAGAAAUUUAAUUUGAAAGCAAUGUUGUUCUGCACUAUUCAAGAUUUUCCGGCAUAUGGUAAUUUGUCUGGGUAUACAGUGAAAGGGAAGGCAGCAUGCCCCUUAUGUAUGGAGCAAUUUCCGGGACAUUGGUUGAACGGAUCAGGGAAGCAUGUGUUUGAUAGUCAUCGUGUAUUUCUGCCAUGUGAUCAUCACUAUCGUUACAUGAAAAAGGCCUUCAAUGGGAAACAAGAAUUUGGAGAGCGUCCAAAGAUCAUGUCUGGUGUAGAGGUGUUUGAGAAGAUAAAAGAUAUCCAGAUCACAUUUGGGAAGAAACAUCAAAAUUUUCUUUCUAAGCAAGGGUUUAAGAAGUGUUCAAAAUUGUGGAGCUUGCCAUAUUGGAGAUUUCUUUUCGUGAGACAUUCUCUUGAUGUGAUGCAUAUUGAGAAGAAUGUGUGUGAUAGUCUAAUUGGUACAUUAUUGAACAUCCCUGGGAAGACUAAAGAUGGCCCGAAAUCUAGAGCUGACUUAGAGACACUUGGGAUCAGACAGGAACUCCAUGUUGUUGAGAAGGAGAGUGGUCGAAAAUACUUGCCUCCUGCUGCGUAUACACUGUCUAGGAAAGAGAAAAUCGAGUUAUGUGAGAGCUUGGCAGGAGUUAAAGUGCCACAGGGGUAUUCUUCUAACAUUCGUAGCCUUGUAAACAUGGAUACCUUGAAGCUUGUGGGCCUUAAGUCUCAUGAUUGUCAUGUCCUAAUGCAACAAUUAUUACCCGUGGCUAUUCGUUCAAUUUUGCCUAAAAAUGUUCGACAUGCCAUUAUCAGACUUUGUUUGUUUUUUAAUGCAAUUUAUAGUAAAGUCAUUGAUCCUAAAGAUUUGAAAGCUUUGGAGGAAGAUAUUAUUAUAAUUUUAUGCCAAUUAGAGAUGUACUUUCCUCCAUCGUUUUUCGAUAUCAUGGUUCAUUUGACGGUUCACCUAGUAAGAGAGAUAAGAUAUUGUGGUCCUGUAUAUUUGAGAGUUCAAUGGGCUUUUGAAAGGCAAAUGAGAACGUACCAGGGAUAUGUUACAAAUGCUUAUCGGCCUGAGGGUUGUAUUGCCGAAAAACUUUUCUACGAAGAAGUAGUCGCAUAUGUUAGUGAAUUUAUGGUAAAUGCAAUGAAGAUAGGACUUCCUGUAUCUCGGCAUAGUGGAAGAAUGGAUGGUCAUGGGACCCUAGGUCGUAAACAACUUGAUAUGUCUUAUGAAAACUGGCACAAGGCACAUUCAUAUAUUCUGCAUAAUGAGGAUGAAGUUGCACCAUAUGUCGAAAGACACAUGAGACACUUGAGGAAGUACAAUCCAAGGGCGAAUCCGAAAUCCUUAGCUGAAAAACAAAGCAAGUCAUUCAUUGUUUGGUUCAAAGAUGACGGAUUUGUCUCCCUCUUUUAUGGGUAUAUGCAAUCUUAUCCUUUUAUCAUUGAUGUCAUUUCCCCUUUCUGUUCGGGGAGAGCUUAUCGGUGCGUGCAGGUUUAUAUCUUAGAGGAAAUAGAAGAUGGCCCAAACUUGUAUGUUCACCAUGAUAUCAUCAUCUCAGCAUUCCCUUUAUACACUACAUGGCUUGACUUUCCACUAAAGGGUGGAAAAAGAGGUUUGAUACUAAAACCUUUGAGAUAUACAGUUCUGGGACUUAAUAACUUGUCUGGAAUUUUCCUUUUUGGUUACUGUUUGUUGGUUGUUGUAGAUAGAUGUGAACUUGGUGUGGCCUUUUUCUCCCUUCCUUCCAUUUCCUUCAGAACCUUCUUUUUUCCUAAAGCUUCAUUUUCUGAAUUUUACAGAUUGACAGUACUAUGUUAUGUCUGA
Spinacia oleracea (spinach) is the source of this 2973-nucleotide messenger RNA. RefSeq lists its product as uncharacterized. The coding region runs from base 1 to 2973 and encodes 990 amino acids. NCBI's taxonomy places the organism in Eukaryota, Viridiplantae, Streptophyta, Magnoliopsida, Caryophyllales, Amaranthaceae. The transcript is spliced from 3 exons. The record is from RefSeq and is a predicted model, not a curated record.